CCUCACUCCAGCGCUCCAAGCACACACUCAGCGCAGCUACACAUACUCCCUGGCGCAAAGAGAGGGCAUUGCAAUCAAGACGCACCUACACUGCAAUCCGGCGCCGUUCACCUCCGCGUGCCUCCCUGUUCUCUACGGCUGUGUAAAGCGUUUUAGUUAUUUCAGUAAAGUCUGCGCGAACAGGUAUGUCACCUGGAGUGCCAUCACCCCUUGAAGCUUGGAGUUCUGAGGUAUUUUUGCUCUUUGGACAACAUGUCGUGAAGUCGUCAUCUCUGUACACUUUGAGCAGCCCAGUGGUAGAAGUCUAGCUUUUCAAGAGACAUUAACAAAAUUCAGGUCAACUGGUAUUCAACAUAGAGGAAUCACUUGGAAUUGCUCUUGACAGGAGUUCUGUGUUCGCCCAAAUAGACGAUACUGCAUUUUCACAGUCAAAUUAACUUUGAAUGACCGGUACAAUAUCGCUUAGCUUUAGACAGCCCUCAGUGGUACUAUUGUGUUUCGUAGACUCCACCUCAGUUCAGCCCUCACAGGACCUCUCUCACUGAGCCUCAGCAUCUGCAAGCCAGUCAGUGCUCUCGCGCCGAAUCCACGCAGCGAGCUUGACGCGCACAGUCUCCUUGGGACUCUGGGGAAACUGGCUGUAGAGCAACAUGUUUCCAGCGUGGCGUGGACGGACGCUCGCUGUCGGCUCAGUGUCACUUUGGACCAUGUUCUGGCGUUCGUUCGGACUGAAGUGUGCCUUCAGCUGGAUGCUGACUGCUUUGCUCAUCCACUGUUCACGAGCUCAAGAUGAUGUUCCUCCCUACUUCAAGAUGGAGCCCAUUCCGACUCAGGUCCACCUGGAAGGGAACCGCCUGGUGCUCACCUGCAUGGCCGAGGGAAGCUGGCCUCUCGAGUUCAAGUGGAUCUACAACGGAACCGAGCUGACGCGCUUCUCGCUUGAGUACAGGUAUGUGAUCCCGGCGCUGGACCGUGCCCAUGCGGGGUUCUACCGGUGCAUCGUGAGGAACCGGGUGGGCGCCCUGAUGCAGCGGAGUACUCAGGUGCAAGUGGCCUAUAUGGGCGGUUUUGUGGAGGGCGAGCGCACCCAGGCCGUGUCCCAGGGAGAGGCAGCGGUCAUCCUGACCCCACGCAUCCUCAGCUACCCCCGGCCCCAGAUCACAUGGUUCAGGGACGGACGCAAGAUCCCCCCCAGCAGCCGCAUAGCCAUCAGCUUGGACAACACCCUCAUCAUUCUGUCCACGGUCGCCCCCGACGCCGGCCGCUAUUACGCACAGGCCGUCAACGACAAGAAUGGGGAGAACAAGACGAGCCUACCGGUUACCCUGACUGUGGAGAACAUAGGCGGUCCUGCGGACCCCAUUGCUCCCUCCAUCAUUGUCCCCCCGAAGAACACGAGUGUGGUGGUGGGAGCGUUUGAAGUCACCCUGGAGUGUGUGGCCAAUGCCAGGCCACUGGUGAAGCUGGCCAUCACAUGGCGUAAGAACGGUCAGGUGUUCACCCGUGGCAUCCGGGACUUCGGCCGGCGGGUGAGCAUCAGCGGGCCUCUCGUGAGUGACAGCGGGUACUACGAGUGCGAGGCCUCCCUGCGCAGCAGUCGAGCGCCCAUCGUCAAAGCUGGGGCUUACCUGCACGUGCUGGAGCACCCAAUGUUUGUGAAAGAGCCUGAGAGACACAUCAGUGCAGAGAUGGAGAAGGUGGUGGACAUUCCCUGCCAGGCCAGAGGAACCCCUCAGGCUGAUAUCGUGUGGUAUAAGGACGCCGCACUCAUAAGUCCAGUGAAGACCCCCCGCUACAGGGUCCUGGUGGGUGGCAGCCUGCAGAUCAACGGCCUGUUGCCGGACGACACGGGAAUGUUCCAGUGCUUCGCCCGCAACCGGGCCGGCGAGAUCCAGACCAACACCUACCUGGCCGUCACCAGUAUCGCUCCUAACAUCACGGUGGGGCCCGCAGACAGCGCCGUGAUUGACGGCAUGUCCAUCAUCCUGCACUGCGAGACCGCCGGUGCCCCGCGGCCCGCCAUCACUUGGCAGAGAGGUGAGCGAGUGUUGGCCAGUGGUUCAGUGCAGCUGCCCCGCUUCACGCUGCUGGAGUCUGGUAGUCUGCUGAUCAGCCCGUCCCACCUGUCCGACGCCGGCUCCUACACCUGCAUGGCCAGCAACUCCCGUGGCAUCGACGAGGCCUCCUCCGACCUGGUGGUCUGGGCUCGGACCCGCAUCACCAACCCUCCACAGGACCAGAGCGUCAUCAAAGGCACCAAGGCCACCAUGACCUGUGGGGUCACUAAUGACCCGAGUGUCACCGUCAGGCACGUCUGGGAGAAGGGGGGCUCAGCCAUCGAUGUGGGGGCUGUUCCGCGCAUCCGCCUGGACUCGGACGGCACACUCCACAUCUUCCAGACCUGGUCGGGAGACAUCGGCACCUACACCUGCAAAGUCACAUCUGUCGGGGGAAACGACACACGGAAUGCCCACCUCCGUGUCAGGCAGCUUCCUCACUCUCCAGAAAACCCAAUGGCCACCCUGAGUCCCUCCGAGAAGCGGAGCAUUAACCUGACCUGGGCGCAGGCCUUCGACGGAAACAGCCCACUCAUCCGCUACAUCCUGGAGGUGUCCGAGAACAACGCGCCGUGGACCGUGCUCCUGGCCAACAUCGACCCCGAGGCGGCCAGCGUGUCGGUGGGCGGACUCAUCCCCGCGCGCUCCUACCAGUUCCGCCUGUGUGCCGUCAAUGACGUGGGCCGAGGCCAGUUCAGCCGCGAGACGGAACGGCUGUCUCUGCCUGAAGAGCCCCCCAGCGCACCACCUCAGACGGUGAUCGCCAGCGGCCGCACCAACCAGUCCAUCAUGAUCCAGUGGCAGCCGCCCCCGGAGAGCCACCAGAACGGCCCGCUGCAGGGCUACGUCAUCAGGUACUGUCUCUCUGGUCUGCCAGUGGACUGCCAGAUCAAGAACAUCACCAACGCUGACCAGACAAACAUGCUGCUGGAGGACCUCAUCAUCUGGACCAACUACGAGAUCGAGGUGGCAGCCUACAACGGAGCAGGCCAGGGCGUGUUCAGCCACAGGGUCACAGAGUGGACCCUACAGGGAGUUCCCACUGUUCCCCCGGGUAAUGUCCAGGCCGAAGCUGUCAACUCCACCACUGUGCGUUUCACGUGGAACGCCCCGAGCCCACAGUUCAUCAAUGGCAUCAACCAGGGCUACAAGCUCUUGGCAUGGGAGCCUGGCCACGAGGACGAUGUCAGCAUGGUAACGGUGCGGCCCAACUUCCAGGACAGCGUGCACGUGGGCUACAUCUCGGGCCUGAAGAAGUUCACCCAGUACUCCACCUCCGUGCUCUGCUUCACCACGCCAGGGGACGGACCCCGCAGCCCAGCCCAGAGGGCGCGCACCCACGAGGACACCCCCGGCCCCGUGGGUCAUCUGAGCUUCACAGACAUCCUGGACACUUCCCUCAAAGUCAGCUGGAAAGAACCAAACGAGAAAAACGGCGUUCUCACGGGCUACCGCAUCUCCUGGGAGGAGUUCAACCGCACCAACACUCGCGUCACCCACUACCUGGCCAACCAGACCCAGGAAUACCGCGUCACCGGCCUGACUGCCCUCACCACCUACACCAUCCAGGUGGCCGGCAUGACCUCCAAGGGCCAGGGCCAGCUCUCCUCCUCCACCAUCUCCUCCGGGGUUCCGCCAGAGAUGCCUGGACCCCCCACCAACAUCGCCAUCUCCAACAUCGGCCCCCGCACGGUCACACUGCAGUUUAAACCCGGCUACGAUGGCAAGACCUCCAUCUCACGCUGGCAGGUGGAAGCACAGAUUGGUGUGAUCGGGGAAAAUGAGGAGUGGCUCACGGUUCACCAGCUGACCAAUGAGCCAGAUGCCCGAUCACUGGAGGUCACUGGCCUGAACCCCUACACCUUCUACAGGUUCCGCAUGCGGCAGGUGAACAUAGUGGGCACCAGCCCCUCCAGCCAGCCCUCCAGGAAGAUCCAGACCCUGCAGGCUCCUCCAGACAUCUCCCCCUCCAACGUGACCCUACGCACGGCCAGUGAGACUAGCCUCUGGCUUAGAUGGGUGCCUUUGCCAGAGUGGAAGUAUAAUGGGAACCAGGACCUGGUGGGCUACCGGGUGCAGUACUCACGGGCGGGGUCAAAGGCCGGGGUCCUGUCCCACGUCAUAGCAGACCGCCUAGAGCGGGAGUUCACUAUCGAAGACCUGGAGGAGUGGACCGAGUACGAGGUACGCGUGCAGGCACUGAACGGCAUCGGAACCGGACCUCUAAGCCGAUCCAUCAUCGGCAGGACCCGCGAGUCCGUGCCCUCCUGUGGCCCCAGCAACGUCUCGGCCUUUGCCACCACCUCCAGUAGCAUCCUGGUCCGCUGGGGGGAGGUCCUCGAGCACGACCGCAAUGGCCUCAUCCUGGGCUACAAAGUGGCCUAUAAGGAGAAGGACCUGGACACGGACCUGAGGUUCUGGACGGUGGAGGGCAACACCAGUCACAGCGUGCAGCUGACCGGGCUGGGGAAGUACGUGCUGUACGAGAUUCAGGUCCUGGCCUUCACCCGCAUCGGAGAUGGCAGGCCCAGCUCGCCCCCCAUUCUGGAGAGGACCCUUGAUGACGUGCCAGGCCCUCCGAUGGGCAUCCUCUUCCCUGAGGUGAGGACCUCCUCAGUCCGGCUCAUAUGGCAGCCUCCAGCCCAGCCCAACGGCAUCAUCCUGGCCUAUCAGAUCACUUACCGCCGGAACUCGUCCACGAGCAACGCGGCCACCGUGGACGUCCUCAGCCCCAGUGCGCGUCAGUACACGGCGACCAGCCUGAAGCCCGAGAGUGUGUACGUGUUCCGCCUCACAGCUCAGACCAGGAAGGGCUGGGGAGAGGCUGCCGAGGCCCUAGUGGUCACCACGGAAAAAAGAGCUCACCCGCAGCCCACCAGUAGGCCUGUGGUGCCCCAGGAGGAGGUCCAGGCUAGGAGCGUGCUGUUGUCAUGGGAACCAGGCAGUGACGGCCUUUCCCCGGUCCGCUACUACACGGUCCAGUACCGAGAGCUGCCGGACAGCAACUGGACUGUGCAUUCAGCCUCGGUCAGCCACGAGGCCAGCUCCUACAUUGUGGACAAACUCAAGCCAUUCACCUCCUACCAGUUCAAGGUGAAGGCCACCAAUGAUAUUGGAGACAGUGAAUACAGUGAAGAGAGUGAGGCCAUCACCACCCUGCAGGAUGCGCCAGACAAAGCUCCCACAAUCCUCUCUGUCACGCCGCACACCACCACGUCCGUGCUGGUCCGCUGGAAGCCUCCAUCUGAGGAGCAGAUCAAUGGCGUCCUGCUGGGCUUCCGCGUGCGCUUCCGAGAGCUGCACCACGACCGCCUGAGGAGCUUCACGGUGCGCACGGUCAACAACCCAGCUGCCAGCUGGGCCGAGCUCACCGCCCCCUACAGCGUUAGGAACCUCAGCGAGUCCUCACUCACCCAGUACGAGCUGGACAACUUAAGCAAAAACAAGCGCUACGAGAUCCGCCUGAGUGUGUACAACGCCGUGGGGGAGGGGCCCAUCAGCACACCACAAGAGGUGUUCGUGGGGGAAGCAGUGCCCACGGCCCCACCCCAGAAUGUGGCCGUCUCGUCCUCAACCGCCUCUCAGCUGGACGUGACGUGGGAUCCUCCUCCUCUAGACGCCCAAAAUGGAGACAUCCAAGGCUAUAAGAUUUACUACUGGGAGUUCCAGCUGCAGAACGACACAGAACGCCUGCGGACGCUGUUCCUGCCCGAGGGUGUGGUCAAGCUGAAGAACCUGACGGGCUACACCACCUACAUGGUCAGCGUGGCCGCCUUUAACGCCGCUGGAGACGGCCCGCGCUCGCCGCCCACCAGAGGGCGCACUCAGCAAGCAGCUCCCAGCACUCCUGGCUUCAUUCACUUCAGCGAGCUGACCACCACCUCGCUCAACGUGUCCUGGGGUGAGCCCAAGCGUCCCAACGGCAUCAUCGAGGGCUACCGCGUGGUCUACGAGCCCUGCACGCCCGUGGAUGGUGUCAGUAAGGUUGUGACAGUGGAUGUGAAGGGCAGCACUCCCCUCUGGAUGAAAGUCAAGGACCUGGCAGACGGCGUGACCUACACCUUCCGCAUCCGAGCCAAAACCCUGACGUACGGGCCAGAAGUGCAAGCCAAUAUCACCACAGGGCCUGGAGAAGGUGCUCCAGGCCCUCCUGGGGAGCCAUUUAUUACCCGCUAUGGGAGCGCACUCACAUUGCAUUGGACCAGCGGCGAUCCCGGACGAGCCCCCAUCACACGCUAUGUGAUCGAGGCUAGGCCAUCCGACGAAGGCUUGUGGGAUAUUCUUAUCAAAGACAUUCCCAAAGAGGUCACAUCAUACACCCUUGACUUAGACAUGUUAAGGGAGGGGGUCACCUAUGACUUCCGGGUCAUCGGAGUGAAUGAUUAUGGGUAUGGCUCGCCCAGUGCACCUUCUCCGUCAGUAUCUGCCCAGAAGAUCUCGCCGUUUUAUGAGGAGUGGUGGUUCCUGGUGGUGAUCGCGCUUGUGGGCCUGAUCUUCAUCCUCCUCCUUGUCUUCAUCCUCAUCAUUCGUGGACAGAGUAAGAAGUACACCAAGAAAUCUGACUCAGGUAACCACUCCAACUGCACGUCUCUGCCCCUCAGCCAUGGAGAGAUGGUGAGGCUGGAUGAAGGCCGCUUUCCCUCCCUGGAGCUCAACAACAGGCGACUCUCCGUGAAGAACUCCUUCUGCCGCAAGAAUGGAAUUUAUACCCGGUCUCCACCGAGGCCCAGCCCCGGCAGCCUGCACUACUCCGACGAGGACGUCAGCACCAAGUACAACGACCUGAUCCCGGCCGAGAGCAGCAGCCUCACUGAGAAGCCCUCAGAGAUCUCAGACUCCCAGGGUAGCGACAGCGAAUACGAGAUGGAUCCCAACCGGCAGAAGACCCACUCCUUUGUCAACCACUACAUCAGCGACCCCACCUACUAUAACUCGUGGCGGCGGCAGCAGAAGGGCGUCUCCCGCCCCCCAGCGUACGGAUACGGCCAGCCUGACAGCGUGGCGGAGCAGGAGUCCCGACCACAGCCACCUCCUCUUCCCCCCCUACCUCCUCUCCUGCCCCAGCAGAGCAACCCCUCCCCCCAGCCUCAGAGCCAAGGGAGCACCCUGUUCAGGCCCAAGGGCAGCCGGACUCCCACCCCAUCUCUGCUGUCCUCCGAGCCCCACAGCCAGCACAGCACCCUCUACAGGCCCCCCAGCAGCCUGGGCUCAGCCAAUCAGGCACCUCCCACGGGAUUCUCCUCUUUCGUUUGACGCCAGACUCCCAUUCCGCUAACAGCAGUAGCAUCAACAUCAGACCUAGGGGUUUGGACUUCAGUUAGAUGUUGUGGGGUUUUUUUUGGUUGUUUUUAUUUAUUUUUUAUUUAAUUGUAUUUGCAUAGGAAGGUGCAAAAUUUGCCUUUUGAUUUUCAUUUUCCCCUCGUGUGGGUGUGUGGUUGUGUGUUUGAGCUUUUUUUUCUGGAAAAAAAAGAAAACUAAAAAACAAAAAACAAAACAGACAAUCAUUCGGAAUGAACAUUUCUGUUGCUUGAACAGAUGGGUGAAGUCACCAAAACAUUUAUUUUAGGAUGAAUCAGUGAAAUUCAUCAAAGUAAUCAUGUCACUUAACAAAGGUAUCAGUUCUAAGAAAAGUUUGUGACUGAGAUUGAUAUGCCCUUGUUCUUAACCUCACAAUAUAUAACAACUGUUUUUCGAAACACAUUCUUGCAUUCUACCAUAGCAGGAUACUUGAUGGUCACAAUAUCAAGUGUAAUUCCAACGUUGAAGUAUGUAAAUACAAGCAUGUGGGAAAAUUCCUGGAUGAAUCCCUCAUAUUCCCGUUAGAAUUCAAGUUCGCGUUUUGGAAGAAAAAAAAAAGGGCCAAUGUAAACCAGAGAUGAAAUGGAAGCUGGAUAUCAAGUUUGAAACAGGGUGAAUGGUAAAUGCUACCAAGGCCCAGUGCUGUCCUUAUUUCUGUGCAUCUUUAAUAGCCUUUGGAAUGGUGGCUGUAACAUGGUUUUAUUUAUUUCCUGCAAAUAUUAUAAUAUUAGCACUUUGCUUAUUACUUAACAUUAUCACAAUAGAGUUGUGGCAAUGAGAAGAUUUUGCACAGUCAGAGAAAAGUUUCAUUUGUAAAAGUUAGUCAGCCAGCAUGACACGAUUGUGGAACAAGUUCGUAUUUUUGUAGAUCAUAUCAUUAAACGGGGCGUCAUGAUCAGAUGACGGCCAGGACUGCAGCCCUCAAUUGCACACUAAGAUAUGCAAUUGAUCCAGCAUAGAAUUCUAAUAGCAUUGCAGUGGUAGUACAGUGUAUGAGAGUGUUAAACACAAUUCCUGUUUCCUCAAAGGUUGUCUGUACGGUAUCGGUCAUUAAUAUAAUUGUUGAAUGCUUGUCAUUUAAUGCUUUUAGGCUGGUCCAGUGUUUUUUUUUUCAGUGUGUGAUUUCAGCAAGUGGCAGUAUGGGUUGUUGCCAAGCAGUUACAUCAUUUGACUUCAGCUUCUGCGUGAUGUCCCGAGACACAGAUGGCUUCCUGUUGUCAUUACGUUAACAGUGUUGGACGUGUUUUGUCGGUUUGUUUUGAUUUCAAGAGGAUAUACACAGAUGUGUGAACUAAGACUUUUCAGAAGAGCCCAAACACACAAGUUGUGCGUUAUUACGUGGACUCGUGACCAGGCACUCGGAGGUUCUCUUACUGCUUUUGGGGCCUCAAAAAAAAACUUCCAGGGCCGUUCUCAUGGAUGACUCGGCAUGGUCUGACUAUCCAGCAAUGGCACUGCAUCAUUUUGCAGUGGAGAGGACAGAAAGGGUAUGGUUUAACUGUGCCAACAUCUGUGUACAGAUCUGUCACUUAGGGCCUGUAAGAACAUUUUACGUCCAUAUACCGCAAAUCUGUUCUCACUACAAGGACCUGGAGCAACAAGUUAAGACAGCCCUUGCCAUCUCACCAAAAAAAAUGCAUUAUGAUGUCCUUCUUUCUUCUUACAUUGUGCAAAUCUUUAUUGAAUAUACUGUAGAAUGUGUUUUCACAAUAUUCAUCUGUACACGUGCUAUGAAAGCAGAGCCACAAUAAGAAUUCUAAUGAAUACUUCAUUUACACUCUUAUUUUAAGUCAGAAUAUGG
Molecule: messenger RNA, 9156 nt
Organism: Clupea harengus (Atlantic herring)
Lineage: Eukaryota; Metazoa; Chordata; Actinopteri; Clupeiformes; Clupeidae
Gene: sdk2a
Product: sidekick cell adhesion molecule 2a
Exons: 46
Coding region: 651-7310 (2219 amino acids)
Biological process (GO): cell-cell adhesion
Molecular function (GO): protein binding
Source: RefSeq, a predicted model, not a curated record